Molecule: messenger RNA, 1854 nt
Organism: Aspergillus caelatus
Lineage: Eukaryota; Fungi; Ascomycota; Eurotiomycetes; Eurotiales; Aspergillaceae
Product: aconitase family protein
Exons: 2
Coding region: 1-1854 (617 amino acids)
Source: RefSeq, a predicted model, not a curated record
AUGGUAGUGGAACCAAAAUAUAUCUAUCCCCGUCUUCCUACCCAAUUCUCCACCGAUACUUGGCUUUCCUGGCCUUGGUUUGGUACCUCGUUUCCAAUAUUCUCUAACAUUGCCUUUAACUACUCGACGCUUCAUUUCAUCAAUAACAUGGCGUUGUCAGAACAAUGCAUCUUCCACGGCACCUCUUAUGUUACAGGCACCGCCUCAGCCACACUAUUGGCAGCAGAUCUUGAACUGAGUUUCUGGGGCGGCGUGAAUCCAAAAACGGGCGAGGUUAUUGAUCGGUUCCACCCGCUGAGCGGUCGUAUUCUGAAAGAUACCAUCUUGGCCAUACCUGGCGGCAGGGGUUCCUGUGGCGGGAGCGUUGUUAUGAUGGAGCUGAUUCUAAAUGGCCUGGGGCCCAAGGCACUGAUUUUCGAGCUCGCCGUGGUAACACUCAACCCAGAGGACUUCCGUCGGGUUCUGGGCUGGGAUGGCAGGACGAUUCAUGUACAAGAUGAUCUAGUCUCGGAUGGUCCCUUGAGUGUCAAUAUUACCCAUAACGCUGUCAAACCGGCGGUUGACUUGAACAAGUGCAAUGUUCAACUUACCGAUUCCGACCGAGCGAUGCUGGACGGCGCCCACAGCGAGGCCGCUAAGAUCUCUCUCAAAAUAAUUAUUCGAAUGGCAGAUAUGAUGGGAGCCCGAGAGCUAAUGGAUGUCCGCCAGGCCCAUACAGAUGGUGCCUGGUAUGGCCCCGGCUCGGUGGCCUUUGGAAAACGACUUCGUGACUGGGGCGGCAAAUUCAAAGUCCCUACCACUAUUAAUUCACUGAAUAUUGACCAAAAGCGCUGGCGGGCGCUCGGAGUGAACGCAGAAUUUGGAUCGUCCUGUGAUGAGUUGGCCAAGGCCUUUGUCGACAUGGGUGGCAAGAUUUCAUUUACCUGUGCCCCUUAUCUCUUAGACAAAGCACCUAAACUAGGUGAUCCAGUUGCCUGGGGAGAGUCCAAUGCUGUUAUCUAUGCAAACAGUGUGCUUGGUGCGAGAACACUUAAAAACCCUAAUAUGCUUGAGGCUCUGAUUGCCUUGACUGGCCGCGCACCGAAAGCUGGAGCCUAUUUGGACGAGAAUCGCUUUGCGUCUAUCUGGCUCAAAGUAACACCACCAGAAACAACGGACGAUUCAUUCUGGCCUAUUUUAGGCUACGCUCUUGGCGCCAUUGCAUCGGCUCGCAUCCCGGUCAUUACGGGACUGGAACAUUUGAAGCCCAACAGUGACAACUUCAAGGCCUUUUCAGCGGCAUUUGCAACAUCCUCUAGCGCUCCCAUGUUUCACAUGGUUAACUUGACUCCAGAGGCUCCUACGCUCGAGGCUGUGUGCUGUAACGGUAUAGCCCCCAAAACUAUCGACGUCGAUUGGAAAGAUCUAGACGCGAUCUGGGAUGAGUUCAAUCAUGGCUCUGAGCCGCGAGACAUUGACCUUAUCGCAUUUGGCAACCCACACUUCUCCUUACGGGAGAUCAAAGAGGUAGCGAAGCUCUGCCAUGGAAGAAGCAAGAAAGAGGAUGUUGCCGUGAUAGUCACCUGUGGCCGUGCCCAGUAUAGUCUUGCCGUACAGGCCGGCUAUGUUGGAGAGCUUGAGAGGUUUGGGAUCCAGUUCUUACAAGACACUUGCUGGUGCUCUAUCGAGGAACCGGUUAUUCCCAAGAACACCCGGACAAUCAUGACUAAUUCUGGCAAGUACAUUCACUAUGGGCCUGGACUAACGGGCAAGCAGUUUGCCUUUGGCAAUCUGAAGAUGUGCAUUAAUGCCGCGUGUACUGGGAAGACUAGUGGCGACCCGCCUUCGUGGUUGGUGGAAUCUAGGUCAAAAUAG